UCUUUGAAUUUUAAAAUUAAUUUAUUUUAAUCGAACAUAAUGGCUGCAGCUUUACCAAUGGAGUCCAAUCCAGAGACAAUGAAUAAGUAUCUACAGAAAUUGGGAGUACCUAAAGAAUGGCAGAUGGUAGAUGUUAUUGGACUGGAAGGAGAUGCUUUAAACUGGGUACCUAGACCCGUUCUGGCUGUUAUUCUCCUAUUUCCACUAUCCGAUAACUAUGAGCGACAUCGAGCGCAGCAGGAAAACGAACUUUUAAGCAAGGAUCAGCAACCGCCAAAAGACGUUUUCCAUUUAAAACAGGUGCUCAGUAACAUUUGCGGUACAAUUGCAUUAGUACAUGGCGUCGCAAACAAUAUUCAUCAAAUUAAUCUAGAAGAUGGUCUUCUGAAAAACUAUUUAAAUGAUUCGAAGGGAUUAGACGCUGCCGCUAAAGGCGCGCUCUUAGAGAACUCUGCUAAUAUUUUGGAAGCAUAUAAGGAUGUUAUUGAUACGGGAGCAAGUACUGAAGACAAUGAAACUGUAAAUAAUCAUUUCAUAACAUUUAUCCAUAAGAACGGUUGUCUAUAUGAGUUAGAUGGACGUAAAACUUUGCCUAUAAACCACGGGCCAACGACUGCAGAGAAUUUUCUAGAAGAUGCUGCAAAAAUCUGUCGUCAAUUCAUUGAACGCGAACCAGAUCACAUCGGAUUUAAUGUUGUCGCUCUUGUCCCUGCUCAAUAAUUAUUGUUCAAACGCAUACAUGUUUGAUUCAAUGUUCUUUUCUUUUAU
Molecule: messenger RNA, 768 nt
Organism: Vanessa tameamea
Lineage: Eukaryota; Metazoa; Arthropoda; Insecta; Lepidoptera; Nymphalidae
Product: ubiquitin carboxyl-terminal hydrolase-like
Exons: 1
Coding region: 40-720 (226 amino acids)
Biological process (GO): ubiquitin-dependent protein catabolic process; protein deubiquitination
Cellular component (GO): cytoplasm
Molecular function (GO): cysteine-type deubiquitinase activity
Source: RefSeq, a predicted model, not a curated record